Molecule: messenger RNA, 969 nt
Organism: Puccinia graminis f. sp. tritici CRL 75-36-700-3
Lineage: Eukaryota; Fungi; Basidiomycota; Pucciniomycetes; Pucciniales; Pucciniaceae
Exons: 3
Coding region: 1-969 (322 amino acids)
Source: RefSeq, a predicted model, not a curated record
AUGUUAUCUUUUCUUCUGUCAUCUCUUUCUCUAAUAGGUGUCUUCGUUGUUAUUGGCAAACAACUCAGACUCAUAAUUAUUAUCAUCAUCAGGUUUCGUGCGCAAGUUGUGCCAUCAUUACAUUUGCCGCUCACCAUCUUCGACAAAGAGUGGCAAGAAGAGGCGGUCUCGUUUCAUUCAGGCAAACGCUCAAAGACGGACGAAAAAGACGGAAUUUAUACGGGCUACGAGUACCCAAACGAGUGGACCCAAUCAUUCAGCGCAUGGACCAACAACUUCAGGAGCUUCUUGAUCACUUAUAGGGACAUCUACAAAAUCCCCGAAUUUGCAGAGUGGAUAGUCGAACAUAAAUCGAAUGUCGAUGAAAUAAUUGCGGCCGAUGGUUUCCUGACCGGCUUCCGCUACGACAUUAUUGUCAGAGCUAACGCUUUCGCCUAUCGAGUCGAAACCGACCAAGGAGCGUCGGUAGUCGACAUAUCCAUCAUGAGGAAAGAAGUUCGGGAGAAAGCUUGGACGAUUACGAGAAAACUAGACGAGCUAGACUUCACCGAUAACCCUUAUGCUCUAGGCGGCGUCAAGUUUGGGUUCGAUCCGAAAACGGGAAGGCCAAAAAUGCCAAAAGGGCAUAAAUCCUCUUCAGACGUCAACCCAUACUCGUCACAAAACUCGGGAGAAAGAGGUUCCUAUAGAGGCAACUCGGCUAGGAAUCGAGGAGGAUAUAGAGGGAAAAAUCUUGGUCCGGCCGAUUACAAUGAUCAACACUUCGAUGACCGCCGCGAAGCAAGAGUUUCACAAGGCUCCGAAGAUAAUAAGUGGGGCCCGAGAAGAGGAGGUGGUUAUACUAACAGAAGCUAUAACCAUUAUGAGGACAAUAACUUCAAGAAUGGCUUUAGAGAACAAAAAGGUUCAUCUUCAAGAGGCCCAGCCUCGAUGGGAAAGAAAGAAUUUAAAGAAGGGAAAGACAUGUAG